CAGGCUGAAGUGCAACAAGACAUUCCAUUGAAUAGAGACACAAAAAUCGAGCAGCUUGAGACAUUGGUUCAUAUAAUGCAUAGUGAAAAAGCCGCAAUUGAGGCCGAAAAUGUGUCAUUAAAGGAGAAUGUCAAAAUUUUAGACGCUGAAGAUGCAGAUUUAAUAGAUCAAAUAAAUGAGUUGACAGUCCACAACAUCACUUAG
Ilex paraguariensis (yerba mate) is the source of this 204-nucleotide messenger RNA. The record is from the annotation of a GenBank genome assembly. Lineage: Eukaryota; Viridiplantae; Streptophyta; Magnoliopsida; Aquifoliales; Aquifoliaceae.